Penicillium concentricum is the source of this 2376-nucleotide messenger RNA. RefSeq names its product putative C6 transcription factor. The transcript is spliced from 6 exons. Gene Ontology annotation, cellular component: nucleus. Lineage: Eukaryota; Fungi; Ascomycota; Eurotiomycetes; Eurotiales; Aspergillaceae. The record is from RefSeq and is a predicted model, not a curated record. Gene Ontology annotation, biological process: DNA-templated transcription. Bases 1 to 2376 code for a protein of 791 amino acids. Gene Ontology annotation, molecular function: zinc ion binding; DNA binding; acyltransferase activity, transferring groups other than amino-acyl groups.
AUGGGCUCAAAUUCGAAAGUGACUUUGUUUCCCUGGGAUCCCAACUCAGACGUUCAUGUGAAAUGUCUUGUAUCGCAGCGAGUCGAAUGCAGUUGGGACCAGGAAAAAGUCGAGCCGAAAUGGAAAAAGCAACAGCUCAAAGGCGAGAAGUGCAUUUAUUGGAUCAAAGAUGGAAUGCUUCAUGACACUGCCACGACAAUCAAUGCUGUCCAACGCCAGCCGACAAACGAAAGCUUCAUCCCUAUUGGCCAUAUCUCACUAGACUCCAAGAACCCCGAUGCAGAGCACAUUGAGUUUAACCUGCCAGCCGAGAACAUCUUCUGGAUAAAGACUUUCUAUGUCAGGCAAUCCAUCCAGGGUCAGGGAAUCGGGCGAGCUGCAAUGGAUGAGAUCGAGGCUAUGGCAGUUCGAGAGCCACUACUAGCCAAGAUAUUGAUGCUAGACACGGUUCAGAAAGACGACCAGAAGAGAGAAGAUUUUGCGAAUGUGACAUAUGGUGGUGUUCCAAAGGCAAGUCUGAUUGUACAAUUUGAGGUCCUCGGUCAAGUAACUUACCGUCUGCAGACUACGAAUGAGGAAUGUGCUUCCAGCCCGGGCUCAGGUUCACUGGGGAAUGGGCGUUUCUUCGCGCCAUUAGAACCACCCUCAGCUCUUCCUGGAUAUCUGGGCUCGACAAGCUACUCUGCGGUUCUGACUGAGCACCGCAGUGAUAUUUCGUUCGAGCCCGAAGAGAGCACAGAUUCCUCUGCGGGGUUGGUAGUAGAACCCGAUCGACUCCAAUCCGGGGUUGAUGUACUGCGGUUUUUGUACAAUCUCACUGUGUGUGAUAUGCUGAUUGCACGGUUCUAUGUUCGGACACUAAACGUCGUCGUUCCCAAAAUGGUAAUGGACGAACUUCUGCGCUCGGUGCGCCAAAUCUUCGAUGGGUUCUCUAGUGAUCCAACAGCACAACUGCAAGAGUUGGCGAAUCAAAUAUUUCAAAAUACCUCCCGACCGAUGCAGACGCAUAAGUCUAUGUCACCCGAGGAGUAUUGCUCCUCUUUCACCGGUCGCAAUCUCCGGUGGGAGGCCCUUGGGUCUAUCUUCACACUUUGCGGAAUGCAAUUGAUCAUUACGCCAGCCAACGACCCUGACAUCACGCAGGGCUCGGAUGAUCCUCGAGCAAAAGACCGGUUACUAGAGCAGACCACUGUCAUAAGUACAGUAUGCCUUGGUUUCUGUGACCAGACAUCGUCGGCAAACGAAUUGCUAGCAAUGUUGCAAUAUAAUGAUGCUAUGUUGCGAACCCAACAAUAUGGUGAUUCCAGCUACCAAGCAUGGUGUCGAUUGGGUGACCUUGUAUCCACGAUUUAUGCAGCUGGGCUACACUUGGAGACUAGUGGCAGUGAGAGUUGCCCAUUCUUUCUUCGCCAGUGGCGGAGGCGCUGCUUUGUUGCCGCCUUCUACAUGGACAAAAUGAUAGCAUCAUUUGUUGGACGACCGCCACUGUUGAACGGUCGAUUCUGCACACUCGCUGCUCCGUUAGAUCUGAGCGACGAGGUUCUGAUUGCGGGUGGAGAUGUCCUCAGCAAGGCUAUCUCGGAGCUAGACAGUGCCGGAUGGAAUACUGAAGGGAAGUUACACCUAGUAACCCCAACUCGUCUACGCUUUCAGCUGGCUAUCAUUCGGGAAGAAACUCUUGAGGUUGUACUGGGAACUCGCGAGCAACACAAUUUAAUCCAGAAGUCCGAAGAGAUCCAAGCAAAAUCGCGCGCCAUAUGGCAAUCAACUCCGGAUCAACUUCGAUAUGACCGUCGAUCGAAGGAACAUUUCUAUGAUGGGUGGCUUACCAUUGUCUAUUUCUAUUUGGACUAUCUAAUGACUUGCUUUUUGCUCUAUCGAGCAGUCGUCAAGCAUACGAACACCGGACAGGCCGAUCUUUGCGACGUAUCUCGUCGGGUACUAGCCAUUGUCAUUCAGAUUAAUUCGUUCCGAACCCCAAUGGUCGAUCUUGACCGGCACUUUUCUUGGAUCGUUCUCACGUACGGUGUUCCUUCCGCCAGCGUCCUUCUCCUUGAACUCCUACGCCAAUCGCAUGAGCCCGGUCCACACACCGUUCCUCUCCCGCGCGCUGAGCUGAUCCGAAACCUCAGCGUGGUUAUUUCUUUCCUGUCGUGGGUCGCAGGCCCCGGUCACGGCAACUAUCACACCUGCAAGCAAGCCGAGAAAAAGCUGUCUUGUAUCCUUGAUCAGCUACUCGAUCCAGAGCCCGUGCAGCAGCAUGUGGUGGACGAUGUCACAACAGGCCUCGACAAUUUCCUCAAUUGGUCGAACUACAAUACGAUAUGGGACUUCAACACUGAUUAUAUGCCUCUUGCCGAGAGCUUUGCGCCUUGA